AGACUCCCCAUUCGAGGUGGACGGAUGGCACUGUCAACGCUAUUUGACCGUAAUUCAUUUGGUAUCGUCAGGAUCGUGGCCGGAACCAUUGUUCUGGACGAGAAGGGGACCCUGGAAUCUUGUUCUGCAACAGCUGACAUUUCUAUUGUGACAGUGACCACACCAACAGAACUCUCUGUGCAGGCUGGCGCAAAUGUAAAGCUUCCAUGCAUAUUCAUAUCAUCAGAGGAGAUCAGCACUGCCACAUCUGUUACUUGGAGUUUUCAACAAAAGGGAUCAACUGCUCGCCCUAUAACGGUUUCAGCUGUGGAAGUAUACACACCAGCAGAACUUUCUGUGGAGAAUGGAACAGAGGCAAAGCUUCAGUGCACCUUUACGUCCACAGAAGUGGUCAGCAGUGAAGCAUCUGUUACUUGGAGCUUCCAAGCAGAGGGAUCAUCACCGUCUGUGUCGUUCUUCUAUUAUUCCAAUGGAAAGCAAUAUCCUGCUAAAACUACACAAUUUAAGGACAGAACCAACUGGGCUGGAGACCUAAACAAGAAAGAUGCAUCUAUUGCUAUAGCAAACAUGCAGUUUCAAGACAAUGGCACUUACAUCUGUGAUGUCAAGAACCCUCCAGACAUUGUUGUUACACCAGGAGAAAUCAAACUCAGAGUUGUGGAGAAAGGUAUAGGUAACGAAGGUAACUUGUAUGUGUUUCCCAUUGCCCUCAUGGCAGGGCUAGCCAUUCUUGGAGUUCUGGGUUUAAUAUUGCUCAUUGUUCUUAUUAUGUGUGUUGUAUACAGAAAGAAGAAUUCUAAAAAGCAUUAUUCUGGCUGCAGUACCUCUGAGAGCUUGGUGUCUCCAGUUAAGCAGGCUCCACGGAAGUCCCCCUCCGACACAGAGGGUCUGGUAAACAGCGUUCCCAUCCGAUCACACCAGGGCCCAGUAAUUUAUGCACAGUUAGAUCACUCUGGAGGGCAUUGCAGUGACAAGAUCAACAAGUCAGAGUCUGUGGUCUAUGCUGACAUUCGGAAGAACUGAGGAGAUCCCAACUACCCAAAGCUAAACAAAAGUUCAAACUGGAAUUGCUUGAAGAAUAAAUUGACCCAGUGAACUCACAUGUGGCCUUUGAUGCCUAGGCUAGGACCAAUGCAUGUGCAUACAGAGAGAAAGAGAUUAUAUAUGUAUUGUGUGUAAAUAGUCUAUUUAAUCGUACAGAAAGAACAGUGUUGCAUGUUGAAAUAUAAGAAUUCUGCUUAUAAAUUGCCAAUAUUUUUUGUAUCUAGGUUAAGAGGAAGAAAGCAAAUAUUCAUAUUACACCUGUAGGUGAUUUGUUUUAAUUGUUCUAUGGUAAAACUGGAAAAUUCCUGGUUAUCUAAUGGAUUUGAUACUUUGGUUUUUACAGGCUGUUACUUUUGAUGAAUUGGACAUGAAGAAAAGUGUUUAUGUAUGAUUCCUUUUCCUGAUCUGGUGCUUUCCACACUUUUUAAUUUGUCCUCUUACUCCAAGACCUCCAUCCCCAGAUGAAAACACCCACAGUUGGCUUCAUCUCCCAGCCUGGUCUCAUUGGAUAGAAGUAAACAUGUAUAUUCAGGGCAUUAACUAACAUUUGUCUGUCUUUAAGGCAGUGCCCCAUAAACAAAAGGGCUUUUAUACAUACUUGCAUAAUAUUUAAUAAGGCAUUUCUAAUGAUGCAGCAUUAACAAAAUUCCCACAUUUCUCUCCCUCUCUAGCCAUAAAUUCUUAUGGUUCUAUUGAGAUUUUCUCAAUGAAAGUGAAUCUUGGUUUGCUCCUUGAACAAAACAGGACAGUUAAGUAAGAGCUAGGUGAACUUCUUCAGGUUGAUCUUAGCAUGGGUUUUCUGUAAAACUCAUGUGGUCUGCUUAUCAGAUGUGGCAUUUGUAAAAUAAAAUUGUUAAAACUUA
Messenger RNA from Varanus komodoensis (Komodo dragon), 1907 nucleotides. It is a transcript of the gene MPZL1, whose product is annotated as myelin protein zero like 1. The coding region runs from base 25 to 1023 and encodes 332 amino acids. The transcript is spliced from 7 exons. The record is from RefSeq and is a predicted model, not a curated record. NCBI's taxonomy places the organism in Eukaryota, Metazoa, Chordata, Lepidosauria, Squamata, Varanidae. Gene Ontology annotation, cellular component: focal adhesion; membrane; cell surface.